This is a messenger RNA of Pungitius pungitius (ninespine stickleback), 6042 nucleotides long. It is a transcript of the gene hecw2a, whose product is annotated as HECT, C2 and WW domain containing E3 ubiquitin protein ligase 2a. Gene Ontology annotation, molecular function: protein binding; ubiquitin protein ligase activity. Gene Ontology annotation, cellular component: cytoplasm. The transcript is spliced from 31 exons. Bases 1249 to 5805 code for a protein of 1518 amino acids. NCBI's taxonomy places the organism in Eukaryota, Metazoa, Chordata, Actinopteri, Perciformes, Gasterosteidae. Gene Ontology annotation, biological process: regulation of dendrite morphogenesis; protein polyubiquitination. The record is from RefSeq and is a predicted model, not a curated record.
GGGUAGUAGCAAACGGGGCUGAAUGGAAAUAGUCUCUUUAUUUUGUUUAUUCAGAAGCCUCGUUUCACUACGUAGAAACGCACAGACUCCCUGGGCUCCUACUGCGCGACAAAUGGGAGACAGGCUAAUAGAAGGUAUCGUUCACCUGCGUAGCUCUACUGGGAAAUUAAGGGGCGGCAUAUCUGCGGUGGAAGAGGAACUAGAGUAACCUCCCACUCCGAAAUUUCCCACAUUAAUAUGCAGCGCGUGUGUGUCCACAUGCACGUUAUCAACAGGGGAAAUAACUACUCCAGCACGACAAUCCUCUGAACAAAUCCCUCCGCGCCCCCCUCGCAACAUUACGCCGUCCCCCGGUAGCUAUACGUCUGUUUCUCCUUCAUUUGCGACUGCCAGCGGUUACAUGCGCUGCACCGUCACAUUUGUUGUGUGCGUGUGUGCGCGCGUGUGCGCGUUAAUGUGCUGGUGGGCACAGGCGGUGGGAGGACGUCGGCACUGACUGCAGCGCAUUGCGAUGCGGAGAGGGCGAGUAAGGAUGCGGUGCCUGCAUGAGCUGCACGCCUGAAGCCCGCUGCAGCUGUGCGCGCGGCCACCUCCUGUGCGGCCACAGUGCGGGGAGGUGCCGCUGGAGUUCAUGCGCACACCUCCGGACGGAGAGGGCCGAGGUGUUUCUGCAGCGACGCAGCUUUUUCAGAGGGAUACCGUCUCGAUACGUGACUCCGAGCCCACAGCCUCUCCCUGGCUCGGGAUCUUAGAGAGAGGGGGAAGGAGGAGGGGUUGGUGGGGAGGGGGGGGGUCUAACGCGGCACCCCGCCCGUCCCGCCUCAUUUGGACUGCAGGGAUAACGACCUAAACGGUGAUAUCUCCGCGCAGGACCCGCUGAGCAGGUGUUGGUGGCGCGGCGCUGGUUUCUCCUCGCAUCCCGCACCUCUGCGCCAAAGGCGUCCGUAGUCUUUGGCUACCACGAAAUCAGAGUCAUCUUCUACUUCAACAGCUCAGUUGAGAUGUAAGGACCAGAAGGGCCGACAACAGGAGCCUCUGGCGAGAGAGGAUCAGACCAUCAUUUCUAAAGCUCUCAUAUGUUUCCAGAUUGCCUCUUCUAACCCGCACUCACUGUGUGGACUUGAGGGUUGAGUCAACAGGAACGAAUCUCCACUUUGAGGACCAGCCAAAUCGAUAAGAAGCUCCUACCCGUCCUUUUCCAGCAACGUUUUCCAAGUCUCCUGGUGGCCUCCGUAACAAACGUGCAACAUGCGUCCUUCCCUCGCCACGGCGGUGCUCCCGCCCAGGACCCGUUCCCACAAUCCGCCCAACCUGGCAGUGGGGGGCCGGGAACACCUGUCAGCUCCACGAAGGCGCAGCCCCCACCUUCGGCACACCCUCAGCCCAGAUAACCUGCGGACCCUGGCGGAGCGGGGCGGAGCCUCCGUCGAUACCGUCUCCGUUAUCAGCGGCCCCAUCGGGCUCCCGCGGGCCAACAGUGACACCGACCUGGUGACCUCCCACAGCCGGUCCUCGCUGACUGCGUCCACUCUGGAGUACACGCUGAACCGCGGCCACAACCUCGUCAUAUCCUGGGACAUCAAGGAGGAAGUGGACGCCACCGACUGGAUUGGGCUCUACCACAUUGAUGAAAGCAAUCCGUCCAACGUGUGGGACUGUAAGAACAGAGGGGUGAACGGCACCCAGAAGGGUCAGAUUGUCUGGAGGCUGGAGCCCGGGCCCUACUUUAUGGAGCCGGAGACUAAGAUCUGCUUUAAGUACUACCAUGGAGUGAGCGGAGCCCUGAGAGCCACGACGCCCUGCAUCACAGUGAAGAACCCUGCAGUCCUGGCGGAGGGCCUGGCGGAGCAGGUGGGCAUCGAACACCCACGGACACUGAUCAGCUUUACUUUGACGGAUCUGCGUGCCACCGGCCUGAAGAAGGGAAUGUUUUUCAAUCCGGACCCGUACCUGAAGAUGUCCAUCCACCCAGGGAAAAGGAGUGUCUUCCCCAUAUUCAGCCACCACGGACAGGAGAGGCGAUCGGCCAUCAUCGCCAACACCACCAACCCUGUGUGGCAUGGCGAGAAAUACACGUUUGUGGCGCUGAUGACGGACAUCCUGUACAUCGAGGUGAAGGACAAGUUUGCGAAAAGUCGGCCGAUCAUCAAACGCUUCCUCGGUCAGCUCACGAUCCCUGUGCAGCGGCUCAUCGAGAGGAUACCCGGAGUCCAACCUGUGAGCUUUCCGCUGUGUCGACGUCUGCCUACGGAACAUGUAAGCGGCCAUUUGCAGUUCAGAGUGGAACUCACCUCGACUGGGCCUGAUGGUGCCUCUCCUGAGUCCAUCAUUGGCCUCUCUCCUCUGAAUGGAGCUCCAGGGACUCCGUCCGAUGAUGAGGACCUGCCCCACCAUCUUCCAGGACUGGUCUCUUCAGGCCCUUCUCCCACCGGCUCACAGGGCUCCCACGGCAUGUGGGAAGGCGGGGCCACGGCCUACCCUGCGAAGGACCUGCCUCUUGUUGGAGCGCAGGCGAGAUUUAUGGAACACGAUAGCCUGUCUCGCCACGAAAUGCUCCAGAGGUCGCUGAUUGAGGGCCUGGACGCUAUCGAGGCCCCUAAAGGCCCAGGAGAGAGGCCCCUGGGUGCGGCCUCGCCCAAACUGCGCUCCAGCUUCCCCACUCACACAAGGCUCAGCGCCAUGUUGCACAUUGAUUCCGACGAGGACGACGAGCGGUCUGGAGCGAACGACAUCAUUCCUGUGCCGAUGUCACCGCUACUGAUGAACGGAGAACCUCCAGACGUCGGUGGCCCCGAUGACGAGGAUCCGUUUCCCGAGUUCCAGCCGGGGCUGGAGCCCACAACGCUGGGGGAGGAGCCCGAGGGCGGGGCUGGGGCGACAGAAGAUGAGCCCUCGGAGGCGGAGGUGGCCCUGGAAAUGGGGGCAGGUCUGGACUUGGAUGAUGUUUUAGAGGCGGACGUCUUCUCCGAAGUGGAUGAGGCUCCUUUCAUAGAGGCUGUGUCCCAUAAUGCCGUGCAGGAGGGGGAAGUGUACGAGGAAGGUAGGGGGCACAGCGAGGACCCCUCCUCAGAUAUUGACACCUGCUCCAUGGCAACAGCCCCGCAGACGGUCUUCUCAUCGUCAGAGAGCGGCCCAAUCCCUGUGACGACUGCUGUGAAAGCAGUGGAGGGAGCUGAGGCAGCCAUAGAUCCGGGGGGAGACGUCGUUUCUGGAACCCCACCAACCAAUAACGCUGUAGACGACGAAGGCGGUGGGAAGGUCGCCAUCGCCGAGGCCGGAGCAGAAGCUCCGCCGCCCAGCGAGCCAGUGGUGGCCGGAGUGGAGGUCGGCGUGAGGAGGCUGAGCCUGCAGGCCGCGGGGGGCGUGGCUGAAAGACGGGCAGGGGAAGAGGCGAAGCCGAUGGAGGAGGCGGUGGAGGAGCAGGCCACCACAGACACGGAUGGAGAGGAAGGCGCUCACGUUAACGGCCAUCCUGUUCGUUCGCUGCCUUCUGUGCGUCACGACAUCCACCGAUACCAACGCGUGGACGAGCCUCUUCCUCCCAACUGGGAGGCUCGGAUCGACAGCCAUGGGAGGAUCUUCUUUGUGGACCAUGUGAACAGAACCACCACGUGGCAGCGUCCCACUGGUCCUCCUGCCCCGCAGGGCCUGACCCGCUCCAACUCCAUUCAGCAGAUGGAGCAACUCAACCGCAGAUACCAGAGCAUCAGGAGGACCAUAACCAACAGCAAUCGCUCAGAGGAGACCCCUGUUGAUGUGGUUCCAGAACCAGAGAGUGAUCUGAUGCCUCACUCCAUCUCUGAAUACCGGCGAGAAAGCGCAGUCGCUCACUCCAGCGGUCGCUCGCGUCUCUCACUGCUGCUGCAGUCACCCAGCGCCAAGUUCCUGUGCAGCCCCGACUUCUUCACCGUGCUGCAUUCUAACCCCAGUGCCUACCGCAUGUUUACGAGCAACACCUGCCUGAAGCACAUGAUCAGCAAGGUGCGUCGGGACGCCCAUUACUUUGAACGCUACCAGCACAACCGCGACCUCGUCACCUUCCUCAACAUGUUCUCCAACAAGCAGCUGGAGCUUCCCCGCGGCUGGGAGAUGAAGCACGACCACACCGGGAAGCCCUUCUUUGUGGAUCACAACUGUCGCUCCACGACCUUCAUCGACCCGCGGCUUCCCCUCCAGAGCUCUCGCUCCACCGGGCUGCUGGCCCACCGCCAGCACCUGAGCCGCCAGCGCAGUCACAGCGCCGGGGAGGUGGUGGACGACUCUCGCCAAGCCAACCCGCCCGUCAUGCCCCGCCCAUCCAGCACCUUCAGCGGCUCCAGUCGAAGUCAGUACCACGAUGUGGUGCCUGUGGCCUACAAUGACAAGAUAGUGGCGUUUCUACGGCAACCCAACAUAGUCGAGAUCCUGCAGGAAAGGCAACCCGAGCUCGCCAGGAAUCACUCGCUCAAGGAGAAGGUGCAGUUUAUUCGCAGCGAAGGAGUCACAGGGCUGGCUCGUCUUUCUAGCGAUGCUGACCUCGUCAUGCUGCUUAGCUUAUUUGAGGAGGAGGUGAUGUCAUAUGUGCCGCCAUUGCUCCACCCAAAUUACUGCCUCUCGUCUCCUCAGAGCUCCCCUGGCACCCAGCGAGCCAAUGCCCGCGCUCCUGCUCCCUACAAGCGUGAUUUUGAGGCUAAACUGAGGAACUUCUAUCGAAAGCUGGAGACCAAAGGUUAUGGACAGGGGCCAGGAAAAGUCAAGCUCAUCAUACGCAGGGACCACCUCCUGGAGGACGCCUUCAACCAAAUCAUGUGUUACUCCCGUAAAGACCUGCAGCGGAGCAAACUUUACGUCAGCUUUGUGGGCGAGGACGGGCUGGACUACAGCGGGCCCUCCAGAGAGUUUUUCUUCCUGGUGUCCAGAGAACUGUUCAACCCGUACUACGGCCUGUUUGAAUACUCAGCCAACGAUACGUACACUGUCCAGAUCAGCCCCAUGUCGGCCUUCGUAGACAACCACCACGAAUGGUUCCGCUUCAGUGGGCGCAUCCUGGGCCUGGCCCUGGUCCAUCAGUACCUGCUGGACGCCUUCUUCACCCGACCCUUCUACAAGGGGCUUCUUCGCAUCCCAUGUGACCUGAGUGACCUGGAGUUCUUGGACGAGGAGUUCCACCAGAGUCUGCAGUGGAUGAAGGACAACGACAUCGAAGACAUGCUGGACCUCACCUUCACCGUGAACGAGGAGGUCUUUGGCCAGAUCACAGAGAGAGAGCUAAAGCCAGGCGGGGCCGGCAUCCCUGUGUCCGAGAAGAACAAGAAGGAGUACAUCGAGCGCAUGGUCAAGUGGCGGAUAGAGCGAGGUGUGGCCCAGCAGACGGAGAGCCUGGUCCGAGGCUUCUAUGAGGUGGUGGAUGUGCGACUGGUGUCAGUGUUUGACGCCAGGGAGCUGGAGCUGGUGAUCGCAGGCACGGCAGAGAUCGACCUGGCAGACUGGAGGAACAACACUGAGUACAGAGGAGGUUACCACGACAACCACAUAGUGAUUCGGUGGUUCUGGGCAGCUGUGGAAAGGUUCAACAAUGAGCAGAGGCUGAGACUGCUGCAGUUUGUGACAGGCACCUCCAGCAUUCCCUACGAGGGAUUCGCCUCCCUCCGGGGAAGUAAUGGACCCCGCAGAUUCUGUGUGGAGAAGUGGGGGAAAAUCACCUCCUUACCCAGAGCUCACACCUGCUUUAAUCGCCUGGACCUCCCACCGUAUCCCUCCUUCUCCAUGCUCUAUGAGAAGCUGGUCACGGCUGUGGAGGAGACCAGCACGUUCGGUCUGGAGUGACCUCCAAUCAGCUCACGCGCAGGUUUAACUCGGGAGAGAGAACCAUCUAGAAAUCCUUCAUUCUUACUGAGAAGAGAACUAAUACCCUCAAAUGGCAACUAACCCCCCCCCCUGUCUACGCUGGCUGUCGGUCCCUCCGUUUCCAUUCUCACGCAUCUCACAGAAGUCAGUCAGGUGAACUACUUUCAGAGGAGAGUCAGUCGGACGGAGAUGGUUUGAAAAGCUGUACGUUACCAU